UUUAUUUUCUUCAAAAUCCGCUGCUGCUUUUACUUUGCCGUUUCAAUGAGGACUAAUAAGAAGCUCUCUCACAGAAGCAAAACAAAAGAAGCUUGACUGACUCUCUUUCUCUCUUUCUCUCUUUCUCUCUUUCUCUCUUUCUCUCUUUCUCUCUCUAUGUAAGAAAUUCACUUUUACUUUCUCCCUCUAAAAUCUGCUCUCCUCAUUGUCUUGCCUCUGUCUUCUUCAAGAAUUGAUGUCUCUUCAACACUUUACUCUUAUUUUAAAGUACCCUCUCUCUCUCCCCUCCUCUCAAGAACCAAAAAAAAAAAGCAAAAGCCCACCAUUUUGUUCAUUGCUUUGUCCCUGUGAGAUAAAAAAGAGAGUCUAAGAAUAUAAACCCAUCUCUUAGGUUCUAUUUUCCUAGCUUACUCUUGUUGAAGUUUCUGUCUGGUCCAUAGGGAGAAAAAAAACCACAGCUCCAGUCAAAUUUUGGCAGUGAUUCAUACAGAAGUCAAACUUUUAGGGAAACAUUUCCACAUUUUUAGCUUUGAUUAUGGAUGGGUUGAGUUUCUGUUGAAGUAGAACCACACACACACACACACACACACACUGGUGAAAGAAGCAAAAGAAGGAGUAACAAUGAGAGAAGACAAAUCCAAGACAAAUAAGCUGGCCUGGUCAAUGAGGAUGGUCAGGAAAUGGUUUAAUAUAAAAAGCAAAACAGAGGAGUUUCAAGCAGAUGUUCCUGCCCCUUCUGCUGGAGUUGAAGUAGAGCACAGAAGUAGCUUCUCAGCAGAGAAAGCUCCCAGCAUAAUCACGAAGACCAAAACUGAGAAGCUCAGUAAGAACUGGGAGCAGCAAGCUCGGCAAAGGAGAAUGAAUUAUGAGAAUCCUAGGAUUGUUGAUGUCCAAAACUACAGCAUCUUUACUGCUACCUGGAACGUAGCUGGACGCUCUCCUCCUCCUGACUUAAACCUUGAUGAGUGGCUUCACUCUUCAGCUCCUGCAGAUAUAUAUGUCCUCGGAUUCCAAGAGAUUGUUCCUCUUAAUGCUGGCAACGUCCUUGGAGCCGAAGACAAUGGACCUGCUCAGAAAUGGCUCUCUCUUAUCCGCAAAACACUCAACAACCGACCAGGCACCAGCGGAGCCAGCGGUUACCACACGCCCUCCCCUGUCCCUGUCCCUAUGGCAGAGCUUGACGCUGACUUCUCCGGCUCCACAAGGCAGAAGAACUCCACCUUCUUCCACAGACGCUCUUUCCAAACCCCAAGCAGUACAUGGAACGAUCCUUCAGUCUCUCAGCCAGGUCUUGACCGCCGUUUCAGCGUCUGUGACCGUGUCUUCUUCAGCCACAGGCCGAGUGAUUUCGACCCGAGUUUCCGCGGUAGCAGCAGCAGCAGCAGCAGUCACAGGCCUAGUGAUUACUCAAGAAGGCCUAGUGAUUACUCAAGAAGACCUAGUGAUUAUUCAAGACCGAGUGAUUACUCUAAUAGACCAAGUGAUUACUACUCUAGACCGAGUGAUUACUCACGGCCGAGUGACUUCUCAAGGUCUUCUGAUGAUGAUAAUGUUACUGGUGACUCUCCAAGCACUGUCUUGUACUCGCCAGGCUCUACAGCAAACGAGAACGGGUAUAGGAUGCCGUGGAAUACUUCGCAGUAUUGUUUAGUUGCUAGCAAACAGAUGGUUGGUGUCUUCUUAACCAUUUGGGUGAAGAGUGAGUUAAGGGAACAUGUGAAGAACAUGAAGGUGUCUUGUGUUGGCAGAGGACUAAUGGGCUAUCUAGGGAAUAAGGGAUCGAUCUCAAUAAGCAUGUUGCUGCAUCAAACAAGCUUUUGCUUUGUUUGUACUCACUUGACUUCAGGACAAAAAGAAGGUGAUGAGCUGAAGAGAAACUCUGAUGUCAUGGAGAUACUUAAGAAAACAAGGUUUCCACGUGUCAAGAGCUUAGAGGAUGAGAAGUCCCCUGAGAAUAUCCUUCAGCAUGAUCGUGUAAUAUGGCUUGGUGAUUUGAAUUACCGGAUAGCACUGUCUUAUCGAUCUGCUAAAGCAUUAGUUGAGAUGCAGAACUGGAGAGCUUUGCUAGAAAACGACCAGUUAAGGAUAGAGCAGAAACGAGGCCAUGUGUUCAAAGGAUGGAACGAAGGAAAGAUCUAUUUCCCACCAACGUACAAGUACUCAAGGAACUCAGAUAGAUACUCUGGAGAUGACUUGCAUCCCAAGGAGAAACGUCGCACUCCUGCUUGGUGUGAUAGGAUACUGUGGUACGGUGAAGGAUUGCAUCAGUUAUCAUAUGUAAGAGGAGAGUCAAGGUUCUCGGAUCAUAGACCGGUCUAUGGCAUUUUCUGUGCAGAGGUUGAGUCAGCUCAUAAUAGGUUAAAGAGAACAAUGAGUUGCUCCGCUUCACGUGUCCAAGCUGAAGAGCUCUUUCCUUAUUCCCGUGGAUACACCGAGCUCAGCUUCUUCUAGAAGAAACACACAAGAUUUUUCUUUUCUCCACACUUCACGGUGAACAAAAGUGUUUUUGGAUCUUUGAGAGUGAUGGAGACAUUGCAUUGCCUCUUUAACUCAAUGGGAACAGUUUGUAGGUGUAGAAAGUGUUUCGUAAUUUUUGCCUCGGUUAACUAAUUUUCACGUACCGGCGGUUCUGUGGUCUAUCCGGUUCAUAGUUUUGAUGGUUUUUGCUAACUCUGGUGGAUUUGAAAAUUUACAGCUAAAUUAUAAGGCAAUCAACUAACUCAAUCAGAAACUGCCAAGUAGACAGAAGUUCAUUUUUAAAAUUUUCAUUCUUUUGAGUUAGCACAAGUAGGAUAAAUUAAAUUUUAUGUUCUUUGUUUUUA
This is a messenger RNA of Brassica oleracea var. oleracea, 2822 nucleotides long. RefSeq names its product type IV inositol polyphosphate 5-phosphatase 6. The record is from RefSeq and is a predicted model, not a curated record. Bases 622 to 2451 code for a protein of 609 amino acids. Gene Ontology annotation, molecular function: phosphatidylinositol-4,5-bisphosphate 5-phosphatase activity; inositol-polyphosphate 5-phosphatase activity; phosphatidylinositol-3,4,5-trisphosphate 5-phosphatase activity. NCBI's taxonomy places the organism in Eukaryota, Viridiplantae, Streptophyta, Magnoliopsida, Brassicales, Brassicaceae. Gene Ontology annotation, biological process: phosphatidylinositol dephosphorylation. The transcript is spliced from 12 exons.